Messenger RNA from Mobula hypostoma (lesser devil ray), 4175 nucleotides. It is a transcript of the gene slc6a19a.1, whose product is annotated as solute carrier family 6 member 19a, tandem duplicate 1. NCBI's taxonomy places the organism in Eukaryota, Metazoa, Chordata, Chondrichthyes, Myliobatiformes, Myliobatidae. The record is from RefSeq and is a predicted model, not a curated record. The coding region runs from base 86 to 2011 and encodes 641 amino acids. Gene Ontology annotation, biological process: sodium ion transmembrane transport. Gene Ontology annotation, cellular component: plasma membrane. The transcript has 12 exons.
CAUAGUUAACAACAGCACCUUCCACUUUAUUCAGACAUCCUUCUGCCACUCUGUUCCCAUUGUGAGCUGGUGUCUCAAACCCAUCAUGCCAAGGUUCCAACUCCCAAAACUCGUUUUGCCAAAUCCUGGUCUGGAAGAUAGAAUUCCGACCUAUGAGGAACUCGAGAGGAGAGAAAUAGAAGAGGUGGACGAUCGACCCAAAUGGGACAACAAAGCUCAGUAUUUGUUAACAUGUGUUGGUUUUUGCGUGGGAUUAGGAAAUGUGUGGCGAUUCCCCUAUCUUUGUCAAAGCCACGGAGGAGGUGCAUUCAUGAUUCCAUUCCUCAUCCUCUUGGUGCUCGAGGGUAUCCCACUGUUGCAUCUGGAGUUUGCAAUGGGACAGCGAUUGCGGAAAGGCAGUGUUGGGGUCUGGAGUUCUGUCCAUCCUUACCUUAAAGGAGUGGGUAUAGCAUCAAUGUUGGUUUCAUUCCUGGUGGGUUUAUAUUACAACAGCAUAAUUGCGUUGGUUAUGUGGUACAUCUUUAAUUCAUUUCAAGAGCCACUACCUUGGAGCCAUUGCCCAAUGGCAGAGAACGGUACAGGAUUUGUGGAUGAAUGUGCCAGGAGCUCUUCAGUAGAUUAUUUUUGGUACAGAGAAUCAUUAAACAUUUCAACCAGCAUUGAUGAUUCAGGCACAAUCCAAUGGUGGCUACUACUCAGUCUUAUCUGUGCUUGGUCUGUCCUAUAUGUAUGCACAAUCAGAGGUAUUGAAACAACUGGCAAGGCUGUAUAUAUUACUUCUACUAUGCCUUAUCUGAUACUUACAAUCUUCUUGAUACGGGGCCUGACAUUAAAAGGAUCUGUUGAUGGAAUAAAAUUUCUCUUUACACCAGAUGUGAACGAGUUGUCAAAUCCAACCACCUGGUUGGAUGCUGGAGCCCAAGUAUUUUAUUCUUUCUCCUUGGCUUUCGGUGGACUUAUAUCCUUCUCCAGUUAUAAUUCUGUUCACAACAACUGUGAGCAAGAUGCUGUGCUUAUCUCCAUGAUCAACGGUUUCACAUCAGUAUAUGCAGCCACAGUAAUAUAUUCCAUUAUUGGCUUCCGAGCAACAGAGCAAUUUGAUGCCUGUUUUGAUAAAAACGUCAUGAGUUUGACCAAUGCUUUUGAUCUACCAGAGCAAAAUUUGACCCAUGCAAACUAUGAAGAAAUGCUUCACUACUUAAACAGCACUAAUCCAGCAAAGGUCGCCUCUUUGGGCUUGAAAACCUGUGACCUGCAGGCAUUGCUGAGCCAGGGGGUCGAAGGCACCGGAUUGGCCUUUAUCGUCUUUACGGAAGCAAUUACUAAAAUGCCUGCCUCUUUUAUAUGGUCCAUUGCAUUCUUUCUGAUGUUAUUCUGUCUCGGACUUUCUUCAAUGUUUGGGAAUAUAGAAGGUGUCUUGGUUCCACUGGAAGAUUUAAAAAUCUUGCCAAAAAAGUGGCCCAAGGAACUAGUAACUGGCCUGAUUUGUCUGGUGUGCUUUCUAAUCGCCUUCAUCUUUAUCUUAAACUCUGGCAAUUAUUGGCUGGCUUUGUUUGAUGGCUAUGCUGGCUCCAUCCCUCUGCUAGUUAUCGCAUUCUGCGAAAUGGUGGGUGUUGUCUACAUUUACGGCAUUGACAGGUUCAACAAUGAUAUUGAAUGGAUGAUUGGCCACAAGCCAAAUAUCUUCUGGCAAGCCACCUGGAGAUUUAUAAGCCCCCUCAUAAUGCUGGUUAUAUUCAUAUUUUAUUUUGUAAUAAAAGUGACCAGCAAGCUGACAUACAUUGUUUGGGAUCCAGAAUAUGAAAAUUUCCCCCAGCUUUCUGUGGAGCAUUAUCCUGGUUGGGUGACUGUGAUCAUUGUAAUUCUGGCUGGAGUGCCUGCCUUAUGCAUACCUGGUGCAGCUAUCUACAUGUUCAUCAAAAACAAGUACGGGAAGAAGGAUGACAAGAAAACCUUGGUCUAUACAAUACCCGAAACCCUCGAGAAAGGAAUAGUGAAUAAUGGAAUGUAACCGAACUCUGCAGGCCACCGUGGCAAUUUGCACCGCUCACUUUGGGCCAACUUGCAAUUCAAACAAACAAGGAACGCGACGAUGCUGGAAAUGUCUAAAUUUGAUCUUAUUUUUUAUUCUGAUAAAUAUUGGUUUGUUGUUUAUAUAUGGCAAACGUUUGGUGAUGAUGGAGUGGUUAGAUUACUUCAGACUAUCAACUCUGAAGCUAGACUACUGCACCUAUCCUGAGUUCCAAGUUGAAAUCCCACCACAUCAGUGAUGAAAUUUCAAUUUGCUUUAUAAUCUGGAACUAUGAAUUGUUAGUAGUGAUGAUCACUAACCAAUCAGACUGUCAUAAAAACUUACAAUCCUUGCUUCACAACUAUUCUUUAAGAAGGAAAUCUUCCAGUUCUUACCAGGAUUUACAAAUACAGCAAGUCUGCAUUAACCAAUGUAUGACUGACUUAUGAUUGAAGUGGCCAACAUCCAAAUCAAAUACAUUCUAGGAUGGCAAUGUAUAGAAGUCUGAAAAAAUGAAUAAAUAAUAAAAAAGGCACAGUGCUUACACAUAAUUAAAAUAAUCUUCAUUGUUCAUGCAUAGCUUAAAGGGGAAUUAUGUCAGGUUGAAGUUAAGUAUGCCAAAGGGUUUUGUUAUGCCAUUACAGUGGCAUAGUUGUUGGCGUAACACUAUUACAGCACCCAGCAACUCAGGUUCAGUUCCCACUGCUCUCGGUAAGGAGUUUGUGACUACAUGGGUCUCCUCUGGGUGUUCUAUUUUCCUCCCACAUUCCAAAGAUACACUGCUUAGGAGAUUAAUUGGUCAGAUGGGUGUAAUUGGUCCGUGUAGGCUCGUUGGGCUGGAAGGACCUCUUACCGUGCUGUAUCUCUAAAUGAAAUAAAAUAACUAAAUAUUGUAGAGGUCUAUAUUGUCACUUAAAUACCUCUGGCAAUCAUCUUGUGCUUGAAUUAGCCAUUUUAUACCAUGUGUACUUAUUUGGGCUUUAACAUCUACUGGCCAUAGGCUCGGAUAACAAGUAAUAUAUUUAGCGUGAAUAAGUAAACAAUAUUUAACAUUUUUUCUGCUUUAAGGUCACCACAAAGAUCACUCCUGUCCUACAAUGACAAUUAGUAAAGGUAAAGGAGUUAUGAUUUUUGUAACUUUUCUGAUCCAUUACGUUCAGGGGAAAUAUCCUUCAACACUAGUAAAAACAAUUUAUGUUUAAUUUCCUGCUCCCUCAUUCUGCUAACUUGAUAUGAGGAGGUGAGCAAUUUAUUGGUGAUCAGCUAAUUCAAACGUCCAUGAUGAUAGACAGUUAGCUAAUGUAUAUUAUAGGUUAUCAGUAAAAGUGAUAUUACGUCACGAUAAGCAAACCUGCAAUGGAUGAUAAUAUUCAUCAUCUGUGGGAAGCGAAACAGAAUUAAAGUUUCAGGUCAAUGACCAUUCAUCGUUGAUAAUUUUGUGAGUUUAUGUCAGCUACCUUGAGCCAAAAGUGAUUUGCCAUCAAUUUAAUGAGAUAGAAUUAAGUAGCGAUAUAGUGCCUUAAUGUAAUAUGAAAUCCCAUAAUAUAAUUUAUACCAACUGUAGAGUAGCAACCUAAUUCUGAAAAUGCUGUAUUCUUCUCACACUCCAAAGAUAUUUUCAUCAUUGGACACUUAACUCUGUUUAUUUUUCAUAGAAACAGCAGAUACAGGGACAAAGUAUGAUAUUUUUGUAAUUCUGAUGUCAUAACCUUCUGUAAAUGAACACUGUAUAUGAAAAGACAAGUUUAAAGGCCAUCUUUUAAGGCAUAUGAAUUGCUUGUUUCAAUAUUUACCCUGAUCAAACCAGAUAAAAUCUCUUCAAAACUUUUCAGUCAUCCUCAAGAUAAUAAUAACUUACUUUGAUCUGCAAGCACAACAGUCAGUUUCAAAUGUGUACAAAUUGCUUUUAUGCUUGCUUGUUUGUGAGUAAUAAUGUUUUUGGUGAUCUUUAAAACAUGAAAGCAAAAGCAGAAAUAGUUUCAAAUUGUUCCUAGUCCACCAUUUCCAAGCUAAGUAACAUUUUCUGUAUGAAAACCGUAGAAAUUUUGCACAUAUACUGUAUAUCUUUCAUAUUUCACAAAAGUUGAGAAAAAUAUGGGACUGUGUACGUAAACUUUGCCAAAAAUAAAUCAUUUUUCUUUGGAAAACAAGUAAGCAAUCAAAG